AUGGAAGAAGAUCUAUAUGAUACACCAUGGGAAUUUAAAAACAAGACAUUUGCUGAAAAUAUUGCUGUUAUUGAGGCAGCUACAGCAAACACUUCAAACUUGAUUAUACCAACUAAAAUAUCAUCAAAGCAUAGUAAUAACAAAAGAAUAUCAGAAAGUAAUUCUUUAUCUAUAUCAUCAUCUACAAACUCAUCUCCUACAUUAAAUAAUAAUGAAAAAAAAUUUUCCAUUAAAAUUACAAAAGAAAAUUUUGAUAAUAAUUGUUUUAUUGAUGAUAUUAAAUUAAAGAAAGAUACAGAUAAAGGAUCUCCAAGAAAUUAUGAACAAAAAUUAAAUAAUGAUACAAUUAAUUGUAAUAAUUCAAAAAAUAUUUUAGCUACUGUUGUCCCAGUUAAUAUUGAUAAAGAUACACAAAAAAUAUUUUGCAAUAAUCAUAAUAUAUCUUCAAAAAAUUCAAACAAAAAAGAUGAUUGUAAAAAAGAUAAAAUAAGUAAUAGAAUUGACUAUAAACUAGCAAUUGACAAUGGAACUUGUCUUUUAAAAGAAGAUUUGAAAUAUGGUAAUCAUCAUAGUAGUAAUAUACAAAGAAAGCAGGAAACAAGUAAUGAUAACAAAUUACUCACCUCGAUAAAUUCGAAUCCAUCAUCACCAUUUGAAGUUGUUUUGAUUACAACACGACCAUCCUCAACAUCACCAUUAAAUAAUCAAUCUCCUAAAGCAACUAUUAAAGAGAAAUCAUCACCUCUUUCACGGCAUACAACAAUAUUGACAACAAAACCAUCUUCUCCCAAACAUCAUAAACAACCAACUUCGUAUCACCGAUCAUCUCAUAGUGAUACAAUAGACAUUCCAAAUUUAGAAAAUACCUGUAAUAAUCAACCUUCAUUUAAUGUACAGGGACAAAAAUCUUCAACAAAUAAAUAUCAUUCACAUCUAAUUAAAAAAAAUAAAAUAGAUACUGAAGACAUGAUUAUUCAUAAUAAUGUUGAUAGAACAAUUGCAGAAAUGAUUCUCCAAAAUAAAGAUACGGGAUAUUUUUUAUUAAGAAAAAGAUCAGAAGGUAGUAUGGCAAUGUCUUUAAAAGGUAAUUCGGGUAUACUUCACAUCAAAUUAGAACAAAGAUCAGGAAAAUGGAUUUUAGGAGAAGGUCCUACAUUUAGUUCUAUAUCAUCUGUCAUUAAAUAUUAUAGAAAUCAUGAAUUACCUAUUAGAGGUGCUGAUCAUAUUAUACUUCGUAAUCCUAUAUUAGUUCAGAUGGAUGAUGGUAAAUUCUUUUGUUAA
Messenger RNA from Strongyloides ratti, 1281 nucleotides. Its product is annotated as SH2 domain-containing protein. The transcript has a single exon. The record is from RefSeq and is a predicted model, not a curated record. Bases 1 to 1281 code for a protein of 426 amino acids. NCBI's taxonomy places the organism in Eukaryota, Metazoa, Nematoda, Chromadorea, Rhabditida, Strongyloididae. Gene Ontology annotation, molecular function: phosphotyrosine residue binding.